GGCUGAAGUUCACCCUUUCACCUACAACAACAAUGUCGCCCUCAUUCUAUGCACAGCCGCUCAUUCGAGCUUCACGGCAAUUAUUACGACCCAAUGUCCCUCGCUCAGCUCUCCGCAACACCCGGCGGAGGAACUUCGCCGAUGUCGCUAACGACGACAUGGCGCUUCCCUUGAAGGGCAUUAAGGUGCUGGACAUGUCGCGAGUCUUGGCUGGGCCAUACUGCACACAAAUACUGGGUGAUUUAGGAGCAGAAAUCAUAAAGAUCGAGCAUCCCACGAGAGGGGAUGAUACACGACACUGGGGACCGCCGUAUGCCAAGUAUGUUGAAGGGAGUGGUAAAGAAGGUGUGGGGGAGUCGGCGUAUUUUAUUUCUGUAAACCGGAACAAGAAAUCUGUAGGAUUAUCAUUUCAACAUAAAUCCGGGGUGGAAAUUCUACACAAGCUGGCAGCAGAGGCAGAUGUUUUAGUCGAGAAUUAUCUUCCGGGUACCUUGAAGAAGUAUGGGAUGGAUUAUGCUACCCUGCAAAAAAUCAAUCCCGGUCUGAUUUACGCCUCCAUAACGGGAUACGGUCAAACUGGUCCCUAUUCUAACCGUGCAGGAUACGAUGUCAUGGUCGAAGCUGAGAUGGGAUUGAUGCACAUCACGGGUGCCCGAGAUGGCCCACCGGUCAAAGUGGGCGUCGCAGUGACGGAUUUGACGACGGGAUUAUAUACGAGCAAUAGUAUAAUGGCGGCAUUGUUAGUGAGGGGAAGGACGGGGAAAGGCCAGCAUAUCGAUGUUGCACUGAGUGAUUGCCAGGUCGCGACGUUGUCGAAUCUGGCGAGUAGUUGUCUGAUUAGUGGGCAGAAGGAUGAAGGCCGGUGGGGUACUUCUCAUCCUUCCAUUGUGCCAUACAGGGCGUACAAGACAAAAGACGGGGAUAUUUUGUUCGGAGGUGGAAAUGACCGUCUCUUCGGUCUGAUAUGUGACGGGCUUGGUCGCCCGGAAUGGAAAACAGAUCCUAAGUUUGCGGUUAACCCACAACGAGUGGCACACCGCGAGGAACUCGACUCUGCAAUUGAAGCAAUCACCAAAACAAAGACAACGCAAGAGUGGCUAGAGGUGUUUGAGGGCUCGGGAUUGCCGUAUAGUGCGGUGAACGAUAUUCAGGGGACCCUGAAUCACAAACACGUGUUGGCGAGAGAUAUGAUCAAGGAGAUGGAUCACGAGUGGUGCGGACCAAUUAAGAUGGUUAACACUCCAGUUAAGUACAGUGAGAGCAAACCAAGUAUCAGGAGUGCGCCGCCGGUUUUGGGUCAGCACACUGAUGAGAUUUUGAGCGAGGUUCUGGGUUUGAAUGAAGAGGAGAUAAAGGCGCUGAAAGCCGAGGGGGCUCGCCGGCGCAUACUUCUCUACCUCGAAAUCGCUACCCCCUCUCCGUUCGCAAUGGACGCCCCUCAGCCCCCUAAUCCGAGCACACCUGCUCCUCCUACCACCUCGACCACCUCGAACGAUAUUUCCAUGACCGAUUCUCCUCCCAAAUAUGUCCCGCAGUUUAGCGCCGCUACUGAAAUGAUCCUCAAGCGCAUAAACUCUGGCCUGGGGUCUUCGAACCUCUCCUCGAUAGGGAUAACAGGCACACCUCCAGGUUACGAGGAUAUGAGACGAAAUGUAUUAAUGGGUAUGAAAACUUCAAUGAAUAUGGAGAUUCCUAGUCCACCUGUCAACACAAAUAGAAGGUCUACUGGAGGAAAGGCCCGUUUGUCGAGCGCUGGUCAAAGGAGUGGUAGCUCUACUGCGGUAGGCAGCCCGGCGACUGGGCGACAGAAUAGUGGUACAUCUGCAAGUGGUGGAGCUGGAAAGGGAAGGAGAAAAGGCACCAAGGCAGGGCAGAAGAGGAAAAGGGCUAGGGAUGACAGUGAAAGUUCGUCGGAUUCAGCGGCUAUGUCUGGAUUGGGAGAUGAUUCGGAGUCUGAUGAUGCGGGCAGUGUUACGGAGCUACCCAAGAUGACUCAAUCUGGACGGACAGUUGUUAAACCUACGCAAUUCGUGCCCGCGGUCUCGGAAGGACCAACGAGGAAAAGGGGACCGACGAAGAGAGCGCAAGAGCACGCUUUAUGCAAGAGGUGUGGAAGAGGCCAUAGUCCGGCUAAUAAUAUGAUUGUGUUCUGUGACGGAUGUAAUCUUGGUUGGCAUCAGAUGUGUCAUGAUCCCGCUGUUUCGGACGAGAUGGUGAAAGACGAGAGCGCGCCGUGGUUCUGCGCGGAUUGUAGUCUGAAGCGAGGUCGAAAGGGUGCGGGUUCUGAGCAAGGCCGGGGAGUCUCCUGGCAAGGACGUAGCACCGAAGAAAAACGCUCAUAUUUCUCCUCUCUUUCCCACCAACAGCUCGUCUCGCUACUACUUCAAGCCUGCGUCCUCUAUCCCAACCUCCCAAUCUUCCCAGCAACACCCAAUUCGCACCCCACAUCCGCCCAACUCCCCCCUUCGGGCCCUUCCCGGUCCUCCUCAUCUCAACCUUCCUCCCAAGUAGAUCGUCGCACGAACGUACAUCCCCAACAACCCUUUCCGCCUCCUGCAACCGCUGGCCUCUUCAGCCGCGCGGAGGCGAAUCCAAACGCCCCUAUAAACUUCAUCCGCAAAAUCCCACCCGGUGGCCAGGGAACCCCGAAAGGUACCCCGCAGCCGGAAUCUAAGCAGAGCUCGUCGGCACCGCCCGCAAUCCAUGUUUCAGAAGAUGCUGCGGAUGGUGAUAGUCGAGAGAGCACGCCUGCUAGCCCGCCGUAUCCAAGACCGGGAAAUGGAUUGAUGGCGAAGCUGGGCCCUGAUGAUGAGGAUAUGGAGUGGUUAGUCGACGAGGGCGAUUUUGAAGCUUUUAGUCAUGUUGUUUAUGAGGAGGAUGGUGGAGGUGGAGGUGGCGCUUAGGUUUAUGAUUUGAUGAGAAGCCUCAUGCAGGGUUAUGAAAAUUUUAUGCGAGAGAGUUGAGCAAGUGAACAGUCUGUACGAUUAGCAGUGGGAUAAAUGAGGGGCGCUUCUUUCCUCAAGGAAUUUGUAGUAGUAGCACUCUGAGCACCAAUGAAUGGAUGGACACAAGUCCAGUUGCUAACCUUGAAGUCCCAUGCAGUCUCUCAGAUAUACGGAGAGAUGAGACACAAGUCCGACGAGUAAAAUGCUAAAGUUGAGGCACAGAGGCAGGCAAAAUUGAAGGAGGUGGACAAGAAAUGACCGUGGAGACGUUCAAUGGAGACGUCGGGAUG
Amorphotheca resinae ATCC 22711 is the source of this 3235-nucleotide messenger RNA. RefSeq lists its product as hypothetical. Gene Ontology annotation, molecular function: catalytic activity. The transcript is spliced from 7 exons. Lineage: Eukaryota; Fungi; Ascomycota; Leotiomycetes; Helotiales; Amorphothecaceae. Bases 33 to 2903 code for a protein of 956 amino acids. The record is from RefSeq and is a predicted model, not a curated record.